CGCGCAUUCGCGAGCGCGACAUUGGCCAGCGCGCACGCGUUAACGCACGCGCGAAUUUCGAAACGAAAAUGAUGCUCGCCGGAGCAGAGAUUGUCGACAAGAGUGUCGCGUUCAGUUCUGAUGGUGUGGUGCUGCCGGGUUCUGCGGCCCCUGCUGCUCCUGUGAUUCCUGCUGCAGUAUCUCCUGCAAUGGCAGUAGCGAUGCCUCAAGCUGCCUCGCAAGGAUUUUCAAGAGUCCCCGCGCGGGAGGCGGUGGACAUGCAUUUCAGCAAUAUAACUUGCACAGUUAAACUUGGAAUCAAUAAAGGAUACAAAGAGAUCCUCCAUGGAGUCUACGGGCGCCUCCGUCCACGGCAGCUGGUGGCUAUUAUGGGACCUUCAGGCGCCGGCAAGUCCACAUUACUGGACGUACUGUCCGGUUACAGGGUCACGGGUGUUGGAGGAGCAGUGUUCCUUAACGGCAGAGGCAGGAUCAUGAAGCAAUUCAAGAAGAUGUCGUGCUACAUUCAGCAAGACGACCGGCUGCAGGGGCUCCUCACUGUCGGCGAAAACAUGACCAUGGCCGCCAGCCUCAAACUACCCACCAGGAUGGAUCGCUACGAGAAGGGGGAGAUCAUAGAAAAUAUCCUCACGAACCUCGGCCUCUAUGAACACUCCAACACCCGCGCUGCACAGCUAUCCGGUGGACAGAAGAAGAGGCUCUCAAUCGCCCUGGAGCUUAUUAACAACCCCCUUAUUAUGUUCCUUGAUGAGCCCACUACAGGCCUCGACAGUUCCUCGUGCACACAAGUGGUGCAACUCUGCAGCAACCUCGCUCGGCAAGGCCGGACGAUCAUCUGCACAGUCCACCAGCCUUCAGCCUCGCUGUUCGCUCUGUUUGACCAAGUGUACGUGCUGGCAGCGGGACAGUGCCUAUACCAGGGCACCACGCAGAACCUAGUGCCGUAUUUGGAACAGGCUGGCGUGCCGUGCCCUAUCUACCACAACCCAGCUGACUAUGUAAUCGAACUAGCGUGCGGAGAAUACGGCGAAGACAAAAUCCAACUCCUAACAACGAAAUCAGAGAACGGCCGAGCGCUGACGUGGUUCGACAACGCGGAUUCCAUCCCCACCAUGGAAGCCUUGAGGAAACAGUUCCCCCUGAGCGUGUUGAAGGCUCAGGACCAGGGGACGGGCAAUGAGGAAACCCCACAGUCUAACCAGAGAUCUGUGCUGAUCAGGACAGGGUUCCUGAAGGCCAAACGAGAUGCUACCAUGACCCACAUCCGCGUGUUAGUGAACAUUCUGGUGGGCGUGAUGCUGGGCUGUCUCUUCAUCAACGCGGGCAACGAGGGUGCCAGGGUGCUGGAGAACUACAACCUGCUGUUCGCCAUCCUCAUGCACCAUAUGAUGUCGCCGAUGAUGCUCACUAUUCUUACAUUCCCAUCAGAAAUGUCCAUUCUGUCCAAAGAACACUUCAACAGAUGGUACUCCUUGGGAUCCUACUACAUCUCAAUAACUCUCGUCGACUUGCCAGUAUCUAUAGUGUCAUGCUUCGUGUUCAGCGUGAUAGUGUACAUCAUGUCUUCUCAGCCGCUGGAGCUGACCCGUUUCGCCAUGUUCUUCGCCAUCUCCAUGUACACUGUUCUGGUGGCGCAGAGCUUCGGGCUCAUGAUCGGGGCUGUCUUCAAUGUGGUGAACGGCACAUUCCUGGGCCCGUCGCUCUCCGUGCCAAUGAUGAUGUUCGCCGGUUUCGGCGUGACGCUGCGAGACCUGCCUUCCUACCUGUACUGGGGUUCCUAUGUCUCCUACCUGCGGUAUGGGCUCGAAGGGAUGAUCAACGCCAUCUAUGGGAUGAAUAGGCCUGUGCUCGAUUGCGAGGAUGAGCUUUAUUGCCAUUACAAGUAUCCUAGCAAGUUUUUGAAGGAGAUCGCGAUGCGAUCCGACAUGUUCUGGUGGGACAUCCUCGCUCUCACCAUCAACGUCGUCGUCUUAAGGACUUUGGCCUUCAUAUUACUAAAGUGGAAAUUAAACGCUGUGCGAUAAAAAGUAAUUAUAGUCAAGGUAUUUAAUAUAGAUGCGGACAACGUGCCAUAGAUAUGUAUACACCAACGGUUAUUGUUUAGGCACUUGUUCCUCCAAAAGCGAGGAAGCGAUGAGCUAUUGGCGGUAGACACGAACAAAAGAUAGUCGCUCCUGUUUUUAGGGUUCCGUAGUCAAAUAGGAACCCUUUAGUUUCGCCAUGUCUGUCUGUCCGUCCAUCCGUCCGUCCGUGGAUAAUCUCAGUAACCGUUA
Messenger RNA from Leguminivora glycinivorella, 2273 nucleotides. RefSeq names its product ATP-binding cassette subfamily G member 4. Gene Ontology annotation, cellular component: plasma membrane. The transcript is spliced from 11 exons. NCBI's taxonomy places the organism in Eukaryota, Metazoa, Arthropoda, Insecta, Lepidoptera, Tortricidae. The record is from RefSeq and is a predicted model, not a curated record. Gene Ontology annotation, molecular function: ATP binding; ATP hydrolysis activity; ABC-type transporter activity. Bases 69 to 2024 code for a protein of 651 amino acids.